This is a messenger RNA of Triticum turgidum subsp. durum (durum wheat), 1068 nucleotides long. The record is from the annotation of a GenBank genome assembly. Lineage: Eukaryota; Viridiplantae; Streptophyta; Magnoliopsida; Poales; Poaceae.
AUGACAGAGAAAUGCAAGAUUUCUGCUGCCAUGGUAUCGGGAUCUGAGGAAAGGUCGUACGUGUUCAAGGUAGAUGGAUACUCAAGAGCCAAGGCUCUACUCAAGAACGGCCAGUGCGUGACUUCUGACCCUUUCAGCGUUGGAGGCCACGACUGGGCCGUGGAGUAUUUCCCAAACGGCUACCUUGAGGAUUGUUCUGAUUUCAUAUCUGUUUAUCUAUUUUGUGAAACUGCCGAUGCCGAAGAUGUGAACGCGAAAUUCACGCUCAGUGUACUUGACAAGAAUGGAGAACCGGUGCCUUCAUACAGCCGUACCUCCAGCGCUACACGCACCUUCUCAAGGAAAGUUACAAACUGGGGCUACAAUGAGUUCAUCAAGAAGGCUGAUCUGGAGGCAUCGGCGCAUCUAAGAGACGACUGUCUCACCAUCAGGUGCGAUGUCACCGUCAUCCACGACGAAGAAACAAGUGUUCCUCCAAGUGAUCUGCAUCGGCAUCUCGGUGACCUGCUCAAGAACAAGGAUGCAGCAGACGUAACCUUUCAAGUCGGCGGGCAGCCAUUGUCUGCUCACAGGUGUGUCCUCGCUGCUCGGUCUUCUGUCUUCAAGGCGGAGCUUUUUGGAGCCAUGCAGGAGAGUUCUGCUGCUAGUCCUAUUGAAAUCUGUGACAUGGAAGCAGAUGUGUUCAAGUCAUUGCUCCAUUUCAUAUACACCGACUCGGUUCCUCCUGAGUUUGAUGUGGUGAUGGCUGGCCAUCUUCUCGUGGCGGCUGACAGGUACAAUAUCGGGAGGUUGAAGCUGAUAUGCGAGGAGAAAUUGUGCAGUCACAUUGAUUCCGACAUGGUGGCAACUAGUUUGGCAUUAGCCGAGCAGCAUGGUUUCCGUCGUCUCAAAGAAGCUUGUUUGAAAUUCCUUGCUACCCCCUCCAAUUUGGAGGCGAUGGUGGCAAAGAGUGAUGGGUAUGAGCAUCUGAAAUCCAGCUGCCCGUCUCUUCUCAAGGAGGUGAUAUCUACAAUCCUGCCCGCUGAACUGAAAGUGACAAAGGAUAUUAUCAUGGCAAUGUGGAAGUAA